Aaosphaeria arxii CBS 175.79 is the source of this 1002-nucleotide messenger RNA. RefSeq names its product galactose mutarotase-like protein. Lineage: Eukaryota; Fungi; Ascomycota; Dothideomycetes; Pleosporales. Gene Ontology annotation, molecular function: aldose 1-epimerase activity; carbohydrate binding. The record is from RefSeq and is a predicted model, not a curated record. Bases 1 to 1002 code for a protein of 333 amino acids. Gene Ontology annotation, biological process: beta-D-galactose catabolic process via UDP-galactose, Leloir pathway; glucose metabolic process. The transcript is spliced from 2 exons.
AUGUCUCCCACCGACGCCUUCACCUUCCUGCCCCUGGGAGCAAUCAUCCAGGAGUUCAAGGUCAAGGGGCAGAACAUCGUCCAGGGGUUCCCCACAGCCGAGCUCUAUAAACAGCACAAUGCACCUUACUUCGGGGAGACCAUUGGCCGGAUCGCCAACCGCGUAUCGGGAGCUAAGAUCAACUCUCUGAACGGCAAGGAGUACCCAUUGGCCGUCAACAACGGCCCCAAUUCGCUGCACGGCGGCGUCGAGGGCUGGGGGAAGAGGGUGUGGGAGGGUCCCACCGCCGUCGAGAGGGACGGAAAGCAGGCGACGCUGUUCAAGUACACGAGCGUCGACGGCGAGGAGGGCUACCCCGGCACCGUGGAGGUCCGCGUCUGGUACACGCAGGAGAAGGCGUCGCACGACGGCGUGGAGAAGGAGAUCCUCUACAUCGAAUUCGAGGCCGAACUCGUCGGUGACGAGGUCAGCGAGACGGCAGUCAACAUCACGAACCACAGCUACUUCAACCUGACCGGCGCGUCGUCCAUCGCCGGCACGGACGUGACGCUCAUCACGAACAAGUAUCAGGUCGUCGACGACGGCGGCAUCCCCACAGGGCCCAUCGAAGAGUACCCCGGUGUCACGUCGAACAAGACGUUCACGCUGGGCGAGAAGGAGCCCGACAUCGACGACUGCUUCGUCGUCAACACCGACUCUGCCAGCAUCCCCAUCGACACGCGCUCGCAGCCGUUGAACACGGUCGCGUCGUUCUACCACCCGGACACGAAGAUCCACCUCGAGGUUGGCACCACGGAGCCUGCCUUCCAGUUCUACACGGGCAAGUACAUCGACGUGCCUGCUGUAGAGGGCGUGCCCGCCCGUGGUGCGCGCUCUGGGUUCUGCGUGGAGCCCAGCCGCUACGUGAAUGCGAUCAAUGUGCCGGAACACAGGUCGCAGGUCGUGCUGAAGAAGGGCGAGAAGUACGGGAGCAAGAUCGUGUAUCGCGGGUGGGCGGCGUGA